Messenger RNA from Rotaria sordida, 1191 nucleotides. Lineage: Eukaryota; Metazoa; Rotifera; Eurotatoria; Philodinida; Philodinidae. The record is from the annotation of a GenBank genome assembly.
AUGGGUAAUGUGACUGAAUUUGAAAGUAUUAUUGAUCAACUUUUAAAAGAUAUUAUGCCAUUAUAUGAACAAUUACAUGCAUAUGUUCGAGGUCGAUUAUGUUCAAAAUAUGAAAAUCGUUUUGAUUGUGAUGGACCUAUUCCAGCUCACAUUCUCGGUAAUAUGUGGGCUCAAACAUGGCACGAUCGUUUAGAUGAUGUUAUUCCUUAUUCAGAUGCUCCACUUAUUAAUAUAACAAAAGUAUUAAUUGAAAAAAAAUUUUCUAUUCAUCAAUUAUAUACAAUGGGUGAAUCAUUUUUUACAUCAAUUGGUCUUUAUCCAAUGACACCAAAAUUUUGGGCUCGUAGUAUGUUCAAAAAACCUAUUGAUCGUAAUGUUGUUUGUCAUGCAUCUGCAUCCGAUAUGGGAUAUCAUGAUGAUUUUCGUGUAAAAAUUUGUACAGAAAUUGAUGAUGAUUACUUUUAUACAGUUCAUCAUGAAAUGGGUCAUAUUGAAUAUUAUAUGGCUUAUAGUAAAAAACAACCAUUUGUUUAUCGAAGUGGAGCUAAUUCAGGUUUUCAUGAAGCUAUUGGAGAUACAAUUGGUAUGUUUGCAAUUUCACCAGCACAUUUAAUAAAAUUGGGUUUUCUUGAUGAAGAAAAUGUGAAUUCACAUUAUGAAAUCAAUUAUCUAUUUCGUUUAGCUUUACAAAAAAUUGCUUUUCUACCAUUUAGUUAUGUUAUGGAUAAAUAUCGAUUUUUACUUUUUCGUAAUGAAAUUGAUCGUAAACAUGAAUUAAAUUCUAAAUGGUGGGCAUUACGUAUUGAAUAUGGUGGUAUAAUGGCAGGUGCACCUCGAAAUGAUAAAAAAAAUUUUGAUGCUGGUGCAAAAUAUCAUAUACCAUCAAAUGUUCCUUAUUUACGAUAUUUUAUUGCUCAUAUUCUUCAAUUUCAAUUUUAUCGUGGUAUGUGUCGAUUACAAGGUGUUACAAAACGAUUACAUAUGUGUGAUAUAUAUGGUAAUAAACAUGUUGGAGAAAAAUUUAAAGAAAUGUUAGGUAUGGGAGCUUCAAAAUCAUGGUCAGAAAUUUUAGAAAAUUUCACAGGAGAAAAUAAAUUAGAAUCACAAGCUAUGUUAGACUUUUUUCAACCAUUAUAUAAUUGGUUAAAAAUGGAAAAUUUAGCAAGAGGUUAUCCGGUUGGAUGGAUGUAA